GUCUCCUCCUCUAAAUAGGCCACAAAUCUCUCCAUACUUCUUCUGCAGAUAGUUCAUCUCCAUUAACACCAAACCCGCUCUCAAUCGGAUCAAUUGGUAUGGGCUAUUGGCAGUCUAGUUGGGGCCCAAGGGGGCUUAUUAAGAAAGCCCAUGUAAGCCCACUGAUAGUCACUUGAGAAUUCACGUGGGAUAUUUUAUUUUAUUUAAUAUAUAAUAAUAUGGUGACAGUUUUCACGUAGUACAAUAAUAAACAGGAAAGCCGCCUUUAAAAGUGACAUCAGCGCUAGAGGAAAUGAUGGCGUCAUGACAUCCAAGUGGCCUGUUACAAAGAGCCACGUACGCAAAUUAUCCAAUGUGGCGAGGGCUCUGCCGUUCUGGCCAUGCAACCUUAAUAUACUCCCACUCGCAUUCACGGAGCGUGUCUGUAACUCUCAGCUCCUUUCAGUCUGUAACUAUCAGCUCCUUUCAUUAGCCCUAUCCCUAUGCUAUUUAGUUGAAAGAUCAAGUCUAACUAGUUGAAUAAAAACAAAAAUAAGAUAUAUAUGAAUGGAUCAGGUAAGAAAUUGACAUAGAACGGGUCAAGAAUGAGGCAGGACAGUGCAGGAUAGGACGGAUCGGAAGUUGAUACACAUGAUCCGCCCCGCGCUACUGCGGGUCGAAUAAUACCCGCCCAUCACGUGUUAGAUCGGAUAAUACCCGGACGGAGCGGGUUCAAAUUGUCAUCCCUAUCCAUCACCCUAUCACAUAAAUAUGUGAGAGAAACAACACCCAAGGUCCCUAGCUAUUAGUUCAUGUAUAUAGAGAAAAUAUCUUUGCAUCUUCCUCCCUCAAGUUGCACCAAUUGAUUGGAGUGGACACACACAUCCCCUAGUGGGGCGUGGCUAUUUUCAUGUAUCGAUCACCUUUUCAUCUCUAAACAGUUUUUUCCAAUCUUGUCACCGUGCGAUUCCGCCAUCAAAGCUUUCAACUUUUCUCCCUCUCAUCCAUCUCCUUAUUAGUUCUCUCAUCCACUUCUUGCCCUUUCCAGCUCCUUCCCUUCUCCCUCUGCUGGAUCGAUGAUCCCCGUGGAGAAUCUGGCGAUGGACAUGAAGCUGGCAGCAGCAAAGAAGAAGAAACAGAGCAACAACAGAGGAAGCAGAAACAGAGGAGGAGGAGGAGGAGGAGGAAAUUAUAAGGGUAUUAGCGAGCCCAUGAGAGUGGUGUACAUCUCCAACCCAAUGAAGUUCGAGAUCCGUGCCUCCGAGUUCCGCCGACUCGUUCAGCAACUCACCGGCCGGGACGCCGAGUUCCCACCUUCCCUUGGUCGCCAUCACCACGGCAACAGUUCUUCGUCAGAAAGCAGUAGUUCUAAUUGCAGCAGCCUCAUAACCACUGCUACUGAAGCAGCAGCUACUGUUGUUGAUUCUUCUGUCAGUGGUGGAGAUGACGUGGCUCCCUCGCCGGGAGAAGUUCACGACGCGCCGCCGCAGGUGGAGGAUCAGGCGGUAGAUGAUGAGCAGCUCGACGAGUGGGGCUGCGGGGAGUUUGUGCCGGAGAUGUUGGAGAACACGGCCGUGUUUCAUUCUUGGCAUUUCGAUUUGGAUUUUGUUGAACUGAUCAAUUCAUAAACAAUGUUUUAGAAACGGGCUGGGAAUACUGGGUAACCGACGCUAUUAAUCUCUCACCUAGGCGCGAUUAAUAGCUGGGCAGGAGGAAAUCGCCCCGUCUAGUUUUGGGCGAUUGAUCUAGGCACCUAGGCACUCGGAGGUGCGUUUUCACCCUGGUGGGCGACGCCCAGAACAGCUAAUAAAGGGGAAAGUGUAGCCUUUUUGUGAAAAUCCCAAACCCUAUAUUCUAUUUCCCAUUUCCAUUCGACCAGCCGCUCCCUCUCAUCGACCAGCAGUGAGAUCUCUCCUCAUGGUUUUCUACUUAGGAUGUUUGGGAUUGUGAAAAAGGGUUGUAUGUGUAUAUGAAUGGAUGAAUAAUGAUAUGGGGACUUG
Linum trigynum is the source of this 1979-nucleotide messenger RNA. NCBI's taxonomy places the organism in Eukaryota, Viridiplantae, Streptophyta, Magnoliopsida, Malpighiales, Linaceae. The record is from the annotation of a GenBank genome assembly.